Paramecium sonneborni is the source of this 5415-nucleotide messenger RNA. NCBI's taxonomy places the organism in Eukaryota, Ciliophora, Oligohymenophorea, Peniculida, Parameciidae. The record is from the annotation of a GenBank genome assembly.
AUGUUACAAGUAUAAAUUAUAUAAUAUUUUUAGAUUACAACAAUGAUAAUUAACUUUUAUUUUCUAUAUUUCACAUGGUUUCUGUAUUUGCCUUAAUUAUACUAUAUUGGAUGGAAUUUUAUCUAAUAAGAAAUUUCUCUAGGAAUAAUAGCUAUGAUAGUUCUAUUAUUCACUAUUUUAAGUUUGACAAUUUCAAAUGUUUAUUUUGUAAAUUUUGAAUUCAAUGAGCAACAUUUAAGAAAGCAUUUUUCUUAUAAUAAUUUGAUUGCAUAGACUUUAGUCAUUCCAAUGGCUAUUCUAUAUUUAAAAAAUGAUGACAUCACAUAAUUAAUGAGUAGAACUUUACAUGGAUUAAUUUUAUUGAUGCAAAUUUAUGAAGCAUAUUUUUAAUUACCUUUUGGGUAAGUAAUUGAUAAAAUUAUUUUAGAUUUUCAUAAUAAGGAUAUAUAUUAAAUCGAGCAUUGAUGACUCAUUCAGUAGUAUUUCUGUUCUCUUCAAUCAAGGCUUUAAGUACAGCCAAUCCUCACAGUUUGGCAACAAUCAUGUUAAUUAUGCAGCCAGUUGUAUAAUAUUUGUUCUAAAUUCUUUUUGAUAGCAAAAGAGCAAAUGCUUAUCUUUCAAUAAAUAAAACAAAUAAUUAAUAUUAUGAAUUGUUAUAUAUAGAAGAUUUUUUUGAAUUGAGUUAAUUAGCAUAGAAAAAUAAAACCAAAGAGAUUGAAUUAAUUUAAAAAUUUAGUCUUCACAUGAAUAGAUGUAAUUCAACUAAAUGUUAAUGCAGAAAAAUUGGAUCGUUUAAAAUUUUAUUAUUUGAUGAAACUGUGCUACUGAUUUCAUGUUUAUUUAAAGGAAGUUUUGAGAAGCACAAAUUACACUAUUAGGAUUUAAGAGUUUUUGAAAUAUUCAGUCUAAAAUUCUUAACAUUUAUUAAUAAGUACAAACAUAAUGCUCCAAAAACUUAUUAAGAAUUAAAAAUCUUUUUUUAGAAAAAACGAGAUUAUUCAUUCUAUUUUAUAUAAAUGUGUUUAUUACUAUAAUUCAUACUUUAAGCUUAAAUGCAAAAAGAUGAGGAUUAUAAUAUUAACAGAGAGUCAAGAGUUUCAAAUGUAAAGUUAUAAGUUAGCAAAAGUGAACGAAGUAUAGUAUAAAAUCUUUAUUAAAUGGAGUAAGUGAAACAAAAUAUGAUACCUCUAUUAACAGAGAUUAGUUAAUUUAAAUCUUAAUUUUGGAAGUCAUUUAAAGUAGGUAAAUUUUCAGAUUACCAUUAAAUUGAAGAGUAAAUAAAGAAAUUAUAGAAAUUAAGAGAUGAGAUAAUGUAUCAAUUUAACAUUUAUUAUUAAAUAUUUUAUCAUAAUGGUAGAACUUUUAAUGUUUAAUUUUUGAAAGUGAAUGCAUUGAUAAACUUGUUGUUGUUCAACAAUGUAAGAAAGUAUUUUGAAAUGGAGAAAGGUAAAUAAUAAUGUAAUGAUUAGAAAGGAGAGAAAUUCUAUAGUUUGAGAAGAGUAUGAAUUCUUUUGAAAUAACUAAUAUAAACUUUUUUAAAGGGGAAGCUAUAUCAGUAAAAGUAUGUAUAGCAUUUGGUCCAAAUAUUGGAAAAGUAUUGAAUAAGGUAAUUUCUCCAUUGAUUCCAAAAUUUUUUGGAUUUGGUAAGUUUCCUAAUCCAAUGAAUUCAUUUAUUGAUUUCACAAAGGGUAAUAUAAAUACUUUGAUGCCAAAUUGGCUUGAGCCUAUUCAUGAUGAAAUAAUGUAGAAUUAUAUAAGGAGAGGAGUAACAGCAAGAAUUGGCAAGUAUUUUUAAACAUUUGCUAAAUUGUAUGAUAAAACUUUAAUAAGAUGUUAAGUUUAUUUAGCACAUAAUUUUAGUUAAGAAUUGGAAGAUGAUUUUACAAUGAUUGGAUGUUUAAAAUCAUUAGAGGAAGAGUAACCAAAAUUUUAAAAAGAUGAAAACAAGAAAUUAAAGAAUAUAGCAUUUAAAGGAGCAUAACAUAUUUUAUUUGAUGUGAAUGGAAAUAUAAUGGGUAUAACAAAAGGGUUAUAUAAGAUGAUUGAAAGAUUGUAAAGAUUGGUAACAAAUAAUAAAGAAGCAACUUAUCAUGAGAAUGAUGAGAUAUUAUAAUAAAGUGGAUAGAAAUCAAAAUCAGAGAAUUCUUCAUUAGAAUCUGAAAGGUAUUUAGAAUAAUAAUAUUGAGUUAUGAUGUAUUUGAUUAGAAAUGGUCGAAUACAAUUUUGAAGAUCGAUGAUUUUUAUCAUAAAGUAUUAAUUUGGAUGAUUUUACCAUUUAUAUCAAGAGAAAUUGAAUCUACAGGAAUAGAAUUUUUAAUGAAUGGAUAGAUUCCUCCUAAGAAUAGAUAUGCUAAUUUGAUAGAUUUAGAAAAUGGAAAUCAAGUUGUUUAAAAUAAGGAAACUUAUUUAUUUGUUCCUGAAGAUUUAAAUUUAUUUGUUUAAUAAUAUGAAAAAGUGAUAUCAAGAAUUGUAGAUGAUUUAAGAGUUUAAUCAAAUAAUUUUUCAUCAGGAAGUGCUUAUAGAGCAGUAUAAAGAAGUGAUUAUUAAGAAAGUGAUUAAUAGAGUUUGGUUUAAACAAUAACUAUUUUUGAUGAGAAAUUAUGUGUAUUUUUUUAUGAUGAACAUCUAAAGAGACAUUAAGCAUUAUUGUUUGGAUAAACUAGAUAGUCAGAAAUGUAAAAAAGUUAAGGAAGACCUUCAUCAAAAUCAUCUAUACCUGAUAAAUAGACAAUAAGUAGUGAAGAAGAUAGUGAAUAACUUAAAACUAGAGCUGAAAAAAUAUAUUAAGAUAGAUACUCAAAAUAUAUAGAGAAAUUCACACCUUAGGAUUUCAAUCCUAUACCUGUUGUUUAUUCUGUAAAUUAUGAAGAAUAUCGAUAUAAGAAAAAUGAUACAGAUCAUAAAUAAUAGAUGUUUGUUAUAGAAUUGAUUGUAAAUGAUUAAUAAUUGUUAAAUACAGAAAAAGGAUAUAAAAGAUAAUUAAGAGAAACAAUUAAGUAGACUUAUUAGAAUUACUAAUCCAAAAAGAUGUUAUUAGAAUAAGGGACAGAUGGAGAAGAUUCAAUUAGUAUUUAAGGAAAUAUUAGUGAAUAAAGAAGUGUUCAUGAAGGAGAUAUACUUAAUUAUAAUUUCCCAUCUCAUCCUUCUCAUUAUUAUGAGGAUAUAUAUUUUGUUGAUAAUAAUUAGAUUCUAUAAACUGAUCAAAUAUAUAGUCCUCGAUAAGAUGGAAAAUCAGAAGGUCUUCUUUUAAGUGGAAGAUAUAGAUAAAGUAAACCUUUAUUAGAUAAAGAUACUAAAACUUAAGGAGGACAAAAAAAUAAAAGCCAUUUCUCAGUAAAUUCUGAACAUAGUAGAGAUGAAAUCUAAUUUAAAGGAUCUUAUAAGAAUUUGAAAUUUCCAGAAAAAGAAAUUGCUUUAAAAGCUCUUAAUAGAAUGAAUUAGAAAAAAAAAUAAUAAGAUUUCUAUAAUGAUAAUGAAUCUAAAAUACCAAUAGAAAGCAAAGGCUCUUAAUAAUAAAUCUUUGAAGAGUUUCAAGUUAAAUAUUCUGAUGGAUUAAAACUUUUUGACUCCCAAUAUAAAGUUGUCUAACAAAAAGCAUCUGAUAUGUAGAAUCCUAAUUCUUAUAAAAUUUAAAAAUAUUUAUUGAUAACUACAUUCAUUCUAAUAGUAAGUUAUAUUAUCCUUAUAUCAAUUGCAAUAUAAAAUCAAUAUGAUCUUACUGGAUGUUAUAAUUUACUUGAAUUAAUGAUAGCAACUUAAAAAUCCUAUUCUUAAAUUACUCAUAGUUUAUAUCGUCUAGAAAUAUCAGAUUUACUACAAAUUGACAAUAUAGAUCUCUUAAAGUAAUUUUAUGAAAAGUAGAUCUUUUUUGAAUUGUAAGAACUAAUAGAUCUUUCAAGUAGUUAAAUUAUUGAAAUCAAUUAGGUGUAAGUGAGUUUAGAUUAAUUUUAUGAUAUAGAAGAUAGAGUUUAGAUGAAACCAACAUUCUAAUAAACUAUUUAAUUUACACUUGGUUAAUUAUAUAAACUUAAAUAAAAUGAGACCAGCAAUCUUUUUAAAUAUAACUCCACUUUAACUUUAGCAUCUGUUGCUAAUCUUUAAGGAAUAGGAUAAUUACCAUAAAAAGCUUAUGAUUUCUGUUUUGAUUAUAAAAUUUCCAAUGAAAACACUUAUUAAACUCUCUUGAUCAUUUAUAUGGUAGUCAUCUUUUUCUUAGUGAUGAUUUUAUAAUUUUCUCAUAUUCCAUUAAUUGGAAAGUUAAGAAAGAAUCAUAGAACAUUUUACAAAGAAAUAAUUAAAUUAUAAAUGAAUGAAGUAAAUGAUGAAAUUGAAAUUUAUGAAACAGUUAUUUCAAUAUUCAAAAAAUCAAUUUAUGAAUGGAUGUUGAUUGAUUUUGUUUAAGCAUCUCAAAUGUUUGAGAGUACUAGAGAACUUAAAACAAAUGCUCUUACACCAGGAAAGGAAAUGCAUACUGAAAUUAGUUCAGGAGCAGUAUCAUCAUCAAAUAAAAAAAAUAAAUAUAAAUUAAUGGAGAAAUUAAAGAAAUCUUAAAUGAGAUAAAUAAAAUACUUUAUAAUUCUAAUGGUUGGAUUAUUUGUUAUUUUAGCUUAUUUUCUUAUAAUAUUCUUAGUUAUUUUUAUUUUAUCAAAAGAUCUAUUGACUAAUGUAGAAAUUUUAUUUAAAUUUAAAUUGGUUCAAUCUUCAGUAAUUAAUUUAAUUAAUAAUAUGGAUUUGGUAGCAUUUUAAAGUGUUAAUGAUUCACUAUUCGAUAAUAUUAUGUCAGUGAAAAAUUAUUAAAUUUAUGCAUCAGUAUUAAGUGGUGAUACAACAGAUUACUUUGAAUAAUACUCAAAUGAAUUCCUUUCAGCAUUAAUGGAUAAUAAUUGGAAAGAUGAUCUCGAUACAAUGAAUUAAGAUAAUAUAUGUGAAGUUGGGAUAGGAUUUGAUUGUGUAUCAACUGAUGCUAUCACUUUAAAUCCUUGGCUUUUACCUUAUUAUUAAUAAGGACUAAAAACUUUAUUAACAUAAGUGGAUAAGAUCAUUUCUCAAUAUCCUUAAUUUUUUUAUGAUGAAAAUGUAAAAAAUACAGAGUAAUAACUUUUCGAAUUUUAUCAAAGCUAAGAACAUUUAAUUUAUAUAGAUUACGGAAGUGAAUUAUUAAUUAAGGCUCAAAAGUAAAUUAUUGAUAUUGCAUAUAAACAGUUUGACUAAUCUUUAAAUUUUUACAAAUAAACUUUGUUAAUCUUCACUUUAAGUGUAGGAGUUGCUGGUUUUUGUAUAAUAGGUUUUUUAGGAAAUCUAAUAUUAAAGAUGCAAAAAGAUUCAAUAGAAACAUGUUAGGCAGCUCUACUGUUGUUAUCACCAAAACGAUAUCUAAAUAAAUCUAUGGGUUUAUUAACAUAAAAAAAAUUAUGA